AAGCACCAGUCUUCAAGGAAAGUGUGACACCCGUGAAGCUCCAUUGUGAUCAUGAAGCUCUUGAACAUUGUCAUCGUGUUGGCUCUCGCAUGUGUUCCAGUGCAGAGCGAUGAAGUGAAGAACCUCCGGGGAGAGGUAGCGCCGACUGAGUCUGGUUCAGCUGAUGUGCCAGCAAAGGAGUCUGAUCUCGACAAGGACACAGAAUCAGAGGGACCAAGUGAUGCCGUUGGGGUUCCAGAAAAAGAGCUGGAUGCCACAGUCGAGCAGGGUGACUCAGGUGACUCCACUGAAGGGGCUGUUGCCGAGCCUGACGCUGCCGAAGCAGAGGCUACUGAAGGCGAGGAGGAUCUGAUGGUCCGAACAUGCCGCCGUUGGGUGACUUGCCACGAUGGCUGGUACGGAGGCAUUCGCUGCUCCGGCGGCCGAUACUGCACCCUCUGGCGUUGAGCUGAGCAUGUAGCGGUGCCCCUGUACAGUGUCGAGGUACCUACUUGAAAGCUUGACGUGGGCCACAUGUUGCAACCUUUGACCUUUGACUGUUUCGACAUCCUUCGACCAACUAAGGGGUUGGAUGAAUUUGAGGGGCAGGACAUUGUAUGCUUUAGGUCACAAAGACCUUCCACAUUCCUGCAUUAUGUCAUGAGUCAUAGGAGUCAUAGGUAUGUCUGUCAACAUCAUACUGCGAGGUCGUAACGUUCAGCACGACCCAUUGAAGUCUGGCAGC
This is a messenger RNA of Cladocopium goreaui, 724 nucleotides long. Lineage: Eukaryota; Dinophyceae; Suessiales; Symbiodiniaceae. The record is from the annotation of a GenBank genome assembly.